AUGGUCUCAUUCAACUUCCUCUCCAAGUCCGGUAGCGCAACGUCCGCAUACCCUCGCACGGCUUUAGCCGCAUACGUUGCUUCCUCGGCUACAUUCUUGACGAUCGCAUCGCUCAAUUCUUUAUUCUUCACAAUGUCAAGCAGUUUCCGGGUGCGGUUCAGCAGAACAGCGGCGGACACGGUGACCCUCACGUUGUCCUCGGCAGCAUCAUUCACGAGUGUAGCGACCAUGGCGGACUCAUUUCUUAGCACAGCAAGGGUAGCAUCAUCCUUGUCCUUGUUUUCGGCCAACGUUUUUUCGCUGGCAAACGCGGAGACCUUCUCCGUCAGAUUCGCCGCCGCGUCCACGGCAAGGGAGGUGAUCUCCAGCAUCUUGGCAAUCUUUUCCACCUCAGCCUCGCACUCCUCCGCCACAGCACGCGAGUUUGUCAGACUCUCAACAACUUUGGCCAGCGAGGUGAAGACACUCUUCUCUCCCUUACCUUCGGGCAAACCUUUCAGAGCGGCCUUAAACCCCUCCGUCGCGGUCUUUGCGCUCUUCACCGCCUCCUGCGGGUCAAACUCUAGCAGGCUGAGGUCAGACUUCGCCUUCGCAGCCUUGACUGCCGCCCGUGCGAUUGAGUCCUUUGCCAACCGCACGCUCUCCACGGUCGGAGGGGUCACCACUGGCUCCUUCGGGGCUGGUGCCGCUGGCAAAUCCUUCCGAGCUCUCACCACUGUGCUCUUCGGAGGGAUCAUCGCUGGCGCACCCUUCGCGGCUGCUGCCGCUGGCUCCUUCGGUCUCUCCGCAGGUGGCAGAGACUCGCUCAGCUCCGUCACUGCAUUAAACGACAAAUCCAGCGACCGCAGCGUCACCCUCGCCAGAACAGUCUCCACUGCGAUGCGCACCGCAUUGAGCGCAUUCUCCGUUGCCGUCAUUAUGUUCGACAAUGCGUCCUUCGCAGUGGCUGUGUCCGCCGGACUGGGAAUCGAACCGGGGAGUGGCGUGCCACCUGGCUCUGCUGCAGGCACUGGAGCUGGAGAAAUCGGAGCACCUGGCGUCGGCCCAGGACUGGUAGCUCCUCAGUGGCAGCCGUCACGCACAAGGCCGUGCAGCAAAGAGCAGCGGCCAACAACCACACAACGCGGCGCACCGUCGCCAUGA
Molecule: messenger RNA, 1143 nt
Organism: Trypanosoma grayi
Lineage: Eukaryota; Euglenozoa; Kinetoplastea; Trypanosomatida; Trypanosomatidae
Exons: 1
Coding region: 1-1143 (380 amino acids)
Source: RefSeq, a predicted model, not a curated record